Messenger RNA from Penicillium verhagenii, 2448 nucleotides. RefSeq names its product Zn(II)2Cys6 transcription factor. Lineage: Eukaryota; Fungi; Ascomycota; Eurotiomycetes; Eurotiales; Aspergillaceae. Gene Ontology annotation, biological process: positive regulation of transcription by RNA polymerase II. The transcript has a single exon. Gene Ontology annotation, cellular component: nucleus. Gene Ontology annotation, molecular function: DNA-binding transcription factor activity, RNA polymerase II-specific; transcription cis-regulatory region binding; zinc ion binding. The record is from RefSeq and is a predicted model, not a curated record. The coding region runs from base 1 to 2448 and encodes 815 amino acids.
AUGUCUGAGAGCGCAGCGACCCAAUCGAGGGAGCCUACCAAAGGAAAAGCCCGCAAAACUGAUCCGAACGCCCCGGUGCGGAAACGUCGCAAGCGAACCGUUGUAAGCGGUGCCCCCGAUGAUUGCUUCGCGUGCUCAAAAAGAGGAGCGCGGUGUGAUCGACGCCGCCCUUAUUGCUCCCAGUGCCUCGAAUUAGGCCGCGAAUGUUCCGGAUACAAGACAACGUUGACAUGGGGAUUGGGAGUGGCAAGUCGAGGCAAGCUCCGGGGCCAGAAGCUUCCGGUGAUGGAAUCAGCACCAGAGACCACACGGAAGCCGACACAGACAAAACAGCCCGGGCAGAUAUCCCCUCCGCAAAACCGUAUCAAAUCUGAAAGCUCAAACCCGCCAGCUCCGGUUUCAACAUCAGCUCUUCCGGUUAAUAUGAGUUUCGAGCAUAUGGACACCGGAAUAUUAAAAACAGAGGACUUCGACCUCCGACGCCCAUCCGCAUUGUCGAAUAUGUCGGAUCCCGUGGGUAUGGCUUGGACAAUGGACAUGCCAGACCCACAUACAUGGUCCAAUGCACCCGCUGUUCCGCCUCAAAUAUCAGGACUCCCAUUGCCCAGUCGGCUGGUGCCUUCUAAUCGAUUGAGUCCAAGUAUGGCAAGCGUAGUAAGUGUGGGCUCAGAGGCGUCAAUGCCGUAUCCUGGGUUUAGCCCAGAGGCUACUUUCGCCACUCCAAUAUGGCCUGCUACCAGCAACUGGAUAGUCCCACAUGUCACAACUCCAAACUCGGAUGUCGAUGAGGAGUAUGAAAGGACAAAUCCCGAGCACUCAAUACGGUGGGAUGCUGGUCACUCACCUUCAUACUCUCAAUUACUCCUGGCGCGAUCCAUAGGCCGCACCCCUCGUCUCCGUUAUCUCAUCAGCUAUUUCACCGAGGUCAUCUCACCAAUGAUCGUGGCCUUUGACAGCCCAACAAAUCCAUUCAAGACACAUGUUCUGCGAUUGGCACAAGAAAGUGAAUCUUUACAAGAGGCUAUUGCUACGUUGUCAACCAGUAACUUGCGCCAGCGGCGGGAUCGAAACCAUCUUUCCACAGAAAGAACACUACCAGCGCGCAUGUCAUCGAUGGCUCAUCGUGCUCUGACCGACGAGGCAUUCCAGGAUCGAUAUGGUAUCUCAGUCCCCGAGGGCUACGCUCGCGAAGAAAACCAUCAUCGAGCGAUGGCAGUCAAGGCUCUGAACGCCGAUUUGGCGGACCCUCACCGUAGAUUAUCAGACUCGGUGCUAGCAACUCUGUUGGUUCUAUGCUUGUUUCAUGGAUGCGACACAGGUGUGGCCGAGUUUAGGUCUCAGUUUGCCGGUGUCACGAGACUCCUCGCAAUUCGAAUGCGCCACUCUCGUGUCUUGACUGACGACCUCAAAUGGUUCAUUCGCAUGUUCUCCUGGUUUGAUACAUUGACUGCUACCACGAACGAUCGUGAUGUACAGCUUCGUGGAAGAUGCUUAGAUAUCAGCUCCAUAUCUGACGGGGAAUGGGGCCUUGAGAAUUUAACUGGCUGUGAUGGCCGUCUAUUCAAGCUCAUUUCCCAGUUAGGGCGUUUGAAUAUCCUCAGCCAGGAUCAACAGCCUACCGAAUCAACUAGACCAGCUGAUGUAUCUGUCCCCACCACCUCACUGCCUCCGGCUAUGUUGUACCCGGGCUGGGAUUCUGUCACAGGAGCCACCGGGCCAGGGUUUUCUACUGGCCCUGAGUACGGAUUCUCUAUGCCCACUCCGCCUCAAAGUAGCGACCAGGCGAGAAAGCCAUCUUCCCCGGCCUUUUGGACGGAAUGGUUUUCACUGCGUCAACGUCUCGAAUCCUGGCGAUUCGAUCCCCCUGCCACAACUUCAAUGCCCUCUCCGCCUCCGACCGCCACAACUUCAAUGCCAACUUGGAAUUCUCCAAACUUCAUCCCGGAUCCUUCUCCCUCAGUCACAUAUCAUGUUGCCACUGAGAACCUCCAGGAUGUCUACCAAAUAUCUGAAUGUUUCCGUCAUGCCGCCCUCCUCUAUUGCGAGCGCCUGGCAGAGCCAAGCUUGCCAUCGCAACACCCGCGCAUUCAGCACCUUGUACACCUUGCCAUGCAUUGUCUUCGUGCCGUGCAAUCCGAUGUCUAUCUUCUCUGGCCACUAUUUAUUGUCGGCUCAGAAUGUGUUCAAGAGGAUCACCGUGCAGCAAUCCGCGAUCGUUGCAAGGAUAUCUCGAAAGAUUCCGGAUUUGUGAAUAAUCUUUCCUGUUUGGAGUUACUGGAGAAAAUCUGGUCAGAGCAUUCUGAAGAUUCCUCAUACCCAAUUUAUCCUUCUGGAUUUGGUCCUCCGCCUCCACUGGAUGGAAGCUCGGGUUCUCUCACAUCUCAGACAUUCCGCUGGUCCCGUGUCAUGCAGGCCAAGCGGGGCGAUGGGGAAUAUAUGGUAGCAUAA